This is a messenger RNA of Anopheles marshallii, 2490 nucleotides long. Its product is annotated as lateral signaling target protein 2 homolog. The transcript is spliced from 3 exons. The record is from RefSeq and is a predicted model, not a curated record. Bases 1 to 2490 code for a protein of 829 amino acids. Lineage: Eukaryota; Metazoa; Arthropoda; Insecta; Diptera; Culicidae.
AUGUUGGGGAUAAGCAAGAAGCCGGGUCCUCCGGUACCGCCGCGACCCAGUGCAGCUGCCGUUGCCACGGCCCUUGCCAAACAGCGUGAAAAUUCACCCUCCCCGAACGGGGGGACACGGGGCAACAAUGGGAGUGGGAUGGUCGGUAUGGCUACGCUAAAGCCACCCCAUCCCGGCCGUACCGUAGUGUACAAGUCGCCGGAUUUCGAUCAACCGCAGGCAAGGAAUCGGUCCCACCUGGCCAGCUUUGGUGGAUCCGUACCGGAGCAGCUGCAGGGUUCUCCGAAUCCGAGCACCAAACGUAACGCGAUCUAUCACGACAGUCCGGGCCAGAGUCCGCGAGCUAUGGAGAGAAAACUGCUCACUCCAGCUGGUGGUGCGGUGAUGUAUCGAUCCACCUGCAGCAUAGUGGAGAUCAACACUAGCCCGAGUACUUCUGGAUCUAGCUCGGUGUCUACCUCGCCGGUAGCUACGCUCCAGAAGCACUCGGGGGAUCAGAUAUGUUCCAAAUUGCAGAAAGACUCCCUCACGAUGGCUCCAAUAGCUCGAAGACGUGUGCGUACCGGUGACUCACACUCGAGUGAAGGAUCUCCGCAGUCGUCCGAGGUGAUCAUCGUCAAUGGUGGUACGCAUGGGAGCAGCAUCAGCUUGCUGAGCACUCCCCUGUCCCUUGGCGACACCGAGCAUGGACGUGGGAAGUCACUGAGCGAGUGUGACAGCGGUACAGAGCGCGGGGAUAGCUCCGGAUCUUCCGCAUCCGCCGGAAGCACACUGGAGCGGGAGAACAAUGCGAAGAAUCUCGAAAGCAGCGCCAAGAGUAGUCACUUUACGGAAAUCAUUAUCGGCUCGAACCAGGCCAGUACGGUGGUACGAAGUGGUAGCAAACCGAACAUUGCCACCGCGAACAGUGUGAUACGAUCGAACUCGAUCCGGCUGCCAAUCCAGGCAGCGGUAGCGGCCCCAACAGAAACCCCACUACCGAUGUAUCAUCGUCCAGAACCGGAAGGUGGUGAGCAUGUGCAACCGUUGAGUGAUCACCGUGCUGGAGCUGGAACGGUUGGAGUGGGCGUUACGAAAUCCCAAUCAACCACAACGCUCGAUCCGGCCACACUCGACUCGAAGCUAAGCGAGAAGAAGUUCGCGUUUCAUGAACUGCUCAUAUCGGAGCUGACGGCAAUGCGCCAGAAGCAGAAGGAACAGGAUCACCAAGAUCGUCAAAUGGUGAAUCAGGUGCAUCAGGAAACGAAGUUAGAGAGCGACGAAUCUGCGGUUGGAGUCGAUCUGGCGAAGAUCAACCGCCGGCAGCGUUGUCCGUCGGAGCGGCGCUCGUCCGGCAGCGAGACGGAGACGACCCCGAACGGGACCGCCACAAGACUGCCGAAGAUUCGCACCGCCGACUGGAUCGAGGUGGGCGACAAUGGCAAGCAGGUGGUGCUGUCCAGCUGCCAAAUCAGCCUGGAAGAUUCGGGCAUGGAGGACGAGGAGAAGCUGGACGAUGCGUCGUCCGGGGUAGGCGAUUCGUGGGACAGCGUAAAGGAAGAUGCAGAGGAACGCAUCAUAAUGUCACUCCCCGGAUUACCCCCGCUGCCCAAGAGCCUCAGUGGUUUCGAUCUCGCCGGCGUACAGUUCCAGUCGCACCAUCAGCAUCACCAUCAACACCCAUCCCAGCAUAAUCCACACUAUCCUCCAACCCAUCACCAUCAUCAGCAGUCGACGACACAGUCCACCCAUCACCAUCAAAUGCAGCCACAGUCCUUCCACGGGACGCCACCGCACCCGUCCAGUCUGCCACCGUCCGCUCAGUCACCUGCCGCAGUCCUAAACCACCAUCACACGAAUCCGUUCAUACCGGUCGGUUCCGGUCUGCUGCACGGUGACAGUUUGGCAUCGCUCGAAAGUCAACAGCGGGGACAUUCGCCAGUCAGCAGUACGUUGUCCGGGGGCAGUAGUGGCGGUAGGAAGGCAUCUCCACAACCGCCAGGAUCGGGACCGGCGUCAACGUCCACCCUGGACACCCAGUUGGCUAUUCUGCGACGAGAAAUGUACGGUCUACGGCAACUCGAUCUGUCCUUGCUGUCGCAACUGUGGGCCCUGAACGAAUCCAUCCAAGAGUUCCGCACGAUGCUGCAGGAGCAGGAAACACUUUCACCGCCCUCGCCAACACCGUCCAACUCGGACGCGAAUUCUGUGUCCUCGGACGAUGAUCUCGACGAGGACGAUUCGUCCACCACCAACAACAGCAAUCGGCUACUGCAACAGCAGCAACAGCAGCACCUGUUACUGUCCGCCCAUCAUCAGCUACAAUCUUCCACGAACAGUAUUGGCGGUGCGGGUCCCGGUAGCGGUGGCAACCUAACGCCGGGUGGUGGACCCAACCAGAACGAAUCGGGUGGCUCCUCCACGACGACGCUCUCCUCGUCCGCCUCAUCGCGUAUGCGAGCACCACCACCACCGCCCCCGAACCGGAAAGCACCCUCGCGACCCGUCUAG